Hyaena hyaena (striped hyena) is the source of this 1969-nucleotide messenger RNA. It is a transcript of the gene GPR150, whose product is annotated as G protein-coupled receptor 150. The coding region runs from base 85 to 1395 and encodes 436 amino acids. Gene Ontology annotation, biological process: neuropeptide signaling pathway. NCBI's taxonomy places the organism in Eukaryota, Metazoa, Chordata, Mammalia, Carnivora, Hyaenidae. The record is from RefSeq and is a predicted model, not a curated record. Gene Ontology annotation, cellular component: membrane. The transcript has a single exon. Gene Ontology annotation, molecular function: corazonin receptor activity.
GGCGCCCCUCGCAGCCUCGCCUGCACCUGCGUUUCCCGCGCCCCGCCGGCCCGCUUCCGUACCUCCGCCUCCCCCAGGCUGAGGAUGGAGGACCCCUUCAGCCCCUCAGCUUUCUCGCUGGCGCCCAACGUCUCCGUACCCGUCUCUCCUGGCUGGGGUCUCAACUUCACUUCCGAACAGGGAGCCUCAGCCCCGGGGCCGCCGCCGCCGCCGCCGCCGCCGCCGCCUCCCGGACAGCCUAGCCGCCGCGUCCGCCUGGUCUUCCUGGGGGUCAUCCUGGUGGUGGCGGUGGCCGGCAACACCACCGUGCUGUGCCGCCUGUGCGGGGGCGCCGGGCCCUGGGCGGGUCCCAAGCGCCGCAAGAUGGACUUCCUGCUCGUGCAGCUGGCCCUGGCUGACCUGUACGCGUGCGGGGGCACCGCGCUGCCGCAGCUGGCCUGGGAGCUGCUGGGCGAGCCGCGCCGGGCGGCCGGAGACCUGUCGUGCCGCUUCGUGCGGCUGCUGCAGGCGUCCGGCCGAGGCGCCUCGGCCCACCUCGCGGUGCUCAUUGCCCUCGAACGCCAGCGCACCGUGCGCCGGCCGCAGGGCCCGCCUCUGCCAGCGCGCGCCCUCGCCGCCCUGGGCUGGCUGCUGGCGCUGCUGCUGGCGCUGCCCCCCGCCCUCGUGGUGCGCGGGGGCGCCCCCUCGCCGCCACCCUCCGCGCCCCCGGCCGCGCGCGCUUGGCCGGGGGAGCGUCGCUGCCGCGACAUCUUCGCGCCUCUGCCGCGCUGGCACCUGCAGGUCUAUGCGCUUUACGAGGCCGUCGCGGGCUUCGUGGCGCCGGCCGCGAUCAUGGGCGUCGCUUGCAGCCGCCUGCUCUGCGCCUGGUGGCAGCGCCCACCGCAGGCCGCACCGACUUCAGCGCCCUGGGGGGCGAGUCCCGGCCCAGCCCCUGCGCCCGGCGCCCUGCCACGCGCCAAGGUACAGAGUCUGAAGAUGAGCCUGGCGCUGGCGCUGCUGUUCGUGAGCUGCGAGCUGCCCUACUUCGCUGCGCGGCUGGCGGCCGCGUGGUCGUCAGGACAGGUGGGAGACUGGGAGGCCGAGGAUGUGGCGGCGGCGCUGCACCUCGUGGGAGUGGCCAACAGCGCUCUCAAUCCCUUCGUUUACCUCUUCUUCCAGGCAGGAGACUGCCAGCUCCUGCGGCGGCUGCGAAGGCGCCUGGGCGCCGUCUGCUGCUCGUGGGAGGGAACAGCGGAGGACGAUGAGGGGGCCGGGGGCCACCAAGCGCUUCACCGCCACCGCUGGCCACACCCCCAUUAUCACCACGCCAGAAGGGAGCAGCCAGGGGAGGGCUGCUGGCGCCCACCCCCGCCUCGCCCCCGGCCGCCUCCCUGCUCCUGCGAAAGCGCUUUCUAGCGGCUCGAGGGCCAGUCAGGUCACCAUCGCCGCCGCACGGCCACCGCCGAACACGGCGAGGCUGGCCCUGGUCUAUCCACGUCACAGCGGGCGCAGGAGUCUCAGAGAGUGAGAAGCUGUCCCCUUCCUACACGCUGUUUCUUUCUAAUGUUUACAUUUUCCUACACUUUUCCAAUUUCUUCUCUCCCUUUCAGUUCCUCUCACAUUUUCCAGUUUGGAGAUGAGAGUUUGAGCCACUGGAAAUUCUAAAAACUGUGAAAGAUACACAGAGUUAUUUUUGCAUUUCUCUUUGAUGCUCCCAUAGUGUUCUGGAUAAGAUCAUUUGUUUUAGCCAAAUUGCCAAGCUUUCAUUAUUUGCUGUAUUAUCAUCUGUUUUUACUUAUUUUGAAUCGUGUUUAAAUCAAGUGUACCUUCGAGACCAGAGAAUUUGCCUUUCCUUCCAGGAGGAAAAUCCCCACAUUGCUCUCCCUGAGGAGCCUGGAAAUUGUACCAGCGAUACUGUCAGAAAUAUAAUCAUGCUGUCACUUCAGAGCCACAGAGUAUUUGUCAAAUAAAAACAUUUCCCACAGAGCAA